Molecule: messenger RNA, 501 nt
Organism: Chinchilla lanigera (long-tailed chinchilla)
Lineage: Eukaryota; Metazoa; Chordata; Mammalia; Rodentia; Chinchillidae
Gene: Psmg4
Product: proteasome (prosome, macropain) assembly chaperone 4
Biological process (GO): proteasome assembly
Source: RefSeq, a predicted model, not a curated record
UGGCGGCGGAGGCGGCGGCGGAUAGCGUGGGGACAGGGCUGAGGUCCGGGGGUGGCCGGGCGCGGCAUGGAGGAGCCGCCGUCCGCCGCAGGCGGGGACGUGUCCCUGCACAACUUCAGCGCGAGGCUGUGGGAGCAGCUCGUCCACUUCCACGUCAUGCGGCUGACGGACUCGCUGUUUCUGUGGGUGGGGGCCACGCCGCACCUGCGCAACCUCGCCGUGGCCAUGUGCAGCCGCUACGACCCCAUUCCUGUGUGCACCUCCCUCUUUGGAAACACCUCCGACACGACCUCCACCGGCCUCGCGCAGCGCCUAGCCAGGAAGACCAACAAGCAGGUGUUUGUCAGCUAUAACCUUCAAAACACAGACAGUAACUUCGCCCUGCUCGUAGAAAACAGAAUCAAGGAAGAAAUGGAGGCUUUUCCGGAGAAGUUCUGAGUGGCGCAAGGGAGAGCUUGUAACUUAUGUACAUUUAAAUAAAUGAUUUUUAUUUAGUCAUCA